This is a messenger RNA of Colletotrichum truncatum, 1572 nucleotides long. RefSeq names its product cysteine transporter. NCBI's taxonomy places the organism in Eukaryota, Fungi, Ascomycota, Sordariomycetes, Glomerellales, Glomerellaceae. The record is from RefSeq and is a predicted model, not a curated record. Gene Ontology annotation, cellular component: membrane. Gene Ontology annotation, biological process: transmembrane transport; L-cysteine transport. Gene Ontology annotation, molecular function: L-cysteine transmembrane transporter activity.
AUGGCCAACGAAAAGGAGGUUCAACCUUCGGUGACCAGCCCUUCCAAGGGUAAGACUGUCACAGAGAAAAAUGCAGACGUUACGCUCCGGCUUCUCGAGCAACAUGGCGACAAGUUUGGGCCUCUUACUCCUGAAGCGGAGAAGAAGCUGCGGCGGAAGCUGUAUCUUCGCGUAAUGACGCUUUUGUCUGCUAUCAACAUCAUGCUGUUUGUCGACAAAUCCACUCUUGGCUACGCUGCAAUCUUGGGACUGUUCGAAGAGACUGGGAUCAAACAGGCGCAAUAUAAUAACUUGAACACAAUGUUUUACGUUGGGUACUUAGCUUUCCAAUGGCCUGGCCAUUACCUGAUGCAACGGCUACCGUUCGGAAAAUACGUUGCGGUGACAAUCACUGCUUGGUCCGUCAUCAUCUUUUUGCACUGCGUGGCAACCCGAUACGCUGGCCUUGUAGUAAUGCGGCUCGCACUUGGUGCUGCUGAAGCGGUCAUUGUGCCUGCCAUGGAGGUUACUAUCGGCAUGUUCUUCAACCGUCAUGAGCAGUCUUUUCUGCAACCGGUGCUCUGGAUCACCUGUCAAGCGGCACCUAUCGUUACAGGCUUUAUUUCAUAUGGCCUGCUGUGGAGCAGCGGCCCGGUGCUACCAUGGAAGCUUCUUCACAUCGUCAUGGGUGGUCUCACACUACUCCUGGCAGUGUGGGUUUGGAUCGACUAUCCCAGCAACCCGGCCGAGGCUCGCUUUCUCACUCUUGAGGAGAAAGUACAGGUUAUCCGCCGUGUUCACAAAGCCCAACAAAGCUCAAUCGAACAGAAGCAAUUCAAGAAGGAACAGUUUAUCGAAACGAUGAAGGAUCCUGUGUCCUGGCUCUUUGCACUCCAGUCUUUCACGCUCAUGUACGCGAAUAACCUCAAUUACGGCCAGAAGAAUCUCAUCACCACCUCAAUUGGUAUCAAGCCUCUUGGGUCUACUCUGGUGGCAGCAGCUGGUGGUGGUUUCGGAGUGGCUUGUUGCAUCGUUGCCACCUUCGCCUUGCGCAGGUGGCCUAAGAAUCUUGCCCUACAUGGAACGGUCUGGUGUUUGCCUGCAGUGGCUGGCGGGAUUGCCAUGACAACGGUCGACUGGAACCAGAAGAUUGGCCUGCUUGGAUGCUUGAUCCUCGCGUCCUCCACGUAUGGCGUGACGUAUAUCAUCGCACUAGGGUGGACCACGUCUACCGCAGCCGGAUAUACAAAGAAGCUGACCCGCAAUGUCAUGUUCAUGCUGGGCUAUAGCGUGGGAAACUUGGUUUCCCCUCAGAUAUGGAUUCCAAGCAACGGGCCAAGAUUUUACGGAGCGUGGGUGUCUAUGAUUGUGGUUAGCUGGAUUGGAACACCGGUUAUCCUGUGGAUCAUCCGCUUCAUCCUGGCCCGAAGGAAUGCGGAGAGAAGGGAAUACAUUGCCUCUUUGAGUGAUGAUGAACGAGAGGGAUACGUAGAGCAUGUGGACGAGAAUGGGGAGGUUGUCCGAGUUAAAGUGGACAUGGCCGUUUUGGACUUGACUGAUCUGCAGAACAAGCAGUUCCUAUACCCCAUCUAA